This is a messenger RNA of Chanos chanos (milkfish), 2114 nucleotides long. Its product is annotated as ubiquitin-associated and SH3 domain-containing protein B-like. The record is from RefSeq and is a predicted model, not a curated record. Gene Ontology annotation, molecular function: protein binding. NCBI's taxonomy places the organism in Eukaryota, Metazoa, Chordata, Actinopteri, Gonorynchiformes, Chanidae. Bases 175 to 2109 code for a protein of 644 amino acids. The transcript has 14 exons.
AGACACACUUCUGCUCCCUUACUUCAGAAGGACCGAUGUAGUGUAGUGUAAGUCUGUUCGCUCAUCGUUGGAAAUACAGAUCGUUCAUUUUUAAAUGUCAGUUGUGUUUAUUCUCUUGGACGCACCAAAAGUAAGCGGAUCAGGGGACUGAAACACCAAAUGGAAGGGUGAGCUAUGGCAGCAAAAGAGGAUUUUUAUGCCAAAGUCACCCCACGGAGGCAGCGACAGACCCGACCGGGAACUGUCAAACAUGGGUCUAGUCUGGACGUUUUGUUGUCGAUGGGUUUCCCCAAAACCAGGGCACUGAAAGCCCUGGUUUCGACUGGUGGCAGGAAUGUACAGGCUGCCUGUGACUGGUUGUUCUCUCACGUGGACGACCCGUUCCUUGACGACCCGUUGCCGAGAGAGUACGUGCUGUAUCUGCGUCCGAGCGGACCGCUCCUGCACCAGCUCACGCAGUUCUGGCAGCAGAGUCGCAUCACCUGCGGCAAGAACAAAGCCCACAACAUCUUCCCUCACAUCACCCUCUGCCAGUUCUUUAUGUGUGCUGACGGUAAGGUGGAGGCUCUGUGUGAUGCUCUGCAGGCCGCAGUGGGACAGUGGAGGGGCCGUUUCCCGAACCCCCUCCCUCUUGAGCUUUACACCUCCUCCAACUUCAUCGGCCUGUUCGUCAACGAGCAGGUGGCCGAGACCCUCAAGAGCUUCGCCACUGACUUCGCCACAGAGGCAGCCGCCAAAGCAGAUGUUCAUGUAGAGCCUCAUAAAAAACAGCUGCAUGUGACACUGGCCUACCACUUCCAGACCAAUCAUCUAUCCUCCUUAGAGAAGCUGGCCAAGGCGGUGGACGUGGCGCAAGGCUGCGAUUGGCUGGCUGUGCUCUUCUCCCGGGACAUCCGGUUCGCCAAUCAUGAGACCCUGCGGGUGAUGUAUCCGUACGCGCCGCAGAACGAGGACGAGCUGGAGCUGGUGCCGGGAGACUUCAUCUUCAUGUCGCCCGUGGAGCAGGGCACCGCCAGCGAGGGCUGGGUCUACGGCACCUCCCUCAACACAGGCCUCUCGGGUCUCCUCCCGGAGAACUACGUCAGCCGGGCGGACGAGUGCGACACCUGGGUCUUACACGGAUCCUAUUCCUUCCUCAACUGUGCUUCCCCGACCAACAUGGGAGGUGCAAUUGGUGGAAUGUUUUUAGACGGGCACCUAGAUGGCCGUCACCUCGAGGACCCAAGCCCAGUGGACCCGCCCAGUCUAAACGUUGUGUGUCAGCCUAUGCAGAUGCUGAGACCCAAUAGUCAGUCUCUUCUGCCUAAGAGAACCCUGUUUGUUUGUCGUCAUGGCGAGAGAAUGGAUGUUGUUUUCGGGAAGCAUUGGCUAACUCAGUGCUUUGAUGCCAAAGGUCGAUACAUGCGGACCAACCUUAACAUGCCACCCAGUCUUCCAUCACGGAGCGGAGGGUUCCGAGACUACGACAAAGACUGUCCAAUCACAGUGUUUGGCUCAACACAGGCACGCCUAGUAGGGGAAGCCCUAUUGGAGAGUCAUACGGUAAUAGAUUUUGUGUACUGCUCUCCUUCCCUGCGCUGUGUGCAGACCGCACAUAAUAUUCUCAGAGGUCUUCAGCAGGAUGGGAAGACUAAGAUCAGGGUGGAGCCCGGUUUAUUUGAGUGGACCAAAUGGGUGUCAGGCGCGUCUUUGCCAGCCUGGAUCCCGCCCACUGACCUGGCUACUGCCAACCUCAGUGUGGACACAACCUACAGACCUCAUAUACCCAUCAGUAAGCUGACUGUCUCCGAAUCCUACGAAACGUACAUCAGCCGAAGUUUCCAGGUCACUCGGGAAAUCCUGGCGGAGUGCAAAAAUUUGGGAAACACAGUGUUGAUUGUGGCCCACGCUUCCUCUCUGGAGGCCUGCACUCGCCAGAUGCAAGGCCUCAACCCGCAGAACUCAAAAGACUUUGUGCAAGUUGUGCGAAAGAUUCCAUACCUGGGGUUCUGUGCGUGUGAAGAAUUGGGUGAGACAGGUUUGUGGCAACUUGUGGACCCGCCCAUUCUACCGCUCACACACGGACCCAAUCACAGCUUCAACUGGAGAGAGACGCUAUUACAAGACUGAGAGCA